AUGGCGGCGUUCUGGCAGCAGCGGGGCCGGCGGCAGGAGCACGGCGGGCUGGGCGGUCUCAUCGACGGGCUGGGCAGCGUGUUCGAUGUGCUGCUGGCCAACGCCAGGCUGGUGCUGGGCGUCAGCGGCGCGGCCGUGCUGGCCAUCGCCACGCUGGCCGUCAAGAGGCUGAUCGACCGAGCCACCAGCCCUCGGGAUGAAGGUGAUCCCAAAGCCGAGCAGAAGACCCUGGAGGAGACCUGGCAGGACUUGGCCUUGAUCAAGACUACACCAAAGUCCCCCAAGAAGCAGAAAAGGGAAGACCUCAGCGAGCCCCUGCUCUCCCCAGCUCGGCCACUGGUGCCAGAUCCCAGGGCAUGCUCUGCCUCUGUGGGGGCUCCUCGGGUGAAGUCCAGCCCUCUGCGCUGCCUCACGCUGCAGGAGAAGCUCCUCUCACACCACAGCAGCCGUCUGGCCGUGCCCGAGAUCCAGGUGUCCCUCGUCCCUCAGCUGGCCAGGAGCAUCAGCACCCAACUGCAGAACUUCCUGCGGAGCAAGUGCCCAGAGCUGCCCUUCGGCCGCCUCUUCCUCAGCGGAGCCCUCCUGGACGGCCUGGAGGUCCUGGCAGCCGACCACAUCCACCUCAUGCUGCCCGUGGUCCUCGACACCGGGCUCUGGAGCCUCAUCCCAGGAGAGGACACCGUGGUGAGGAACCCCCAGUACUGGAUGAUCAAGAGGGUCGAUCUGGGGUAUUUCCCCCGUGGGUGCAGCCCCUGGGACAGGUUUAUGGUGGGCCGGUACCUCUCCUCCAACGUGCUCAACGAGACCCUCCACAAGAUGCUGGUGGCCUCCAUCAACUGGCCUGCCAUCGGCGGCCUGCUGGGAUGUGUCAUCCACCCCGUCGUGGCCUCCCGGGAGCUGAAGCUGGAGGUCAAACAUGAUCAGGUCGAGCUGAGCAUCACCCUCCUCCCAGUGGUGGAAAUGGAGGACAAGGUUCUUCUGGCUGUUCCUCCUGAGGGACUGGUGGAAAACCUCUGGCUCGAGAGCUUUUACAGGGCAGAGGUCUCGAAGGUGAAGGAGCUGGAUGCCGGCGACUCCGGGGCUCGGCAGCGCUGCCUCCGCAUCCUGAACGGUGUCUGCAGGAGCCACCCCACCCUGCACAAACUGGGGGGCAGCCCCGUGACCCACGUCAUCCUGCACCUCAGUGACUCCGGCUCCGACUGGGCAGAGGAAAGCCUGGCUGACAGGUUCCAGCAGGUGCUCGAGGAGCUGGUGGCCUACCUGGAGAAAGGGGUCCUGCCUUCCUAUUUCAACCCCAAAAUCAACCUGUUCUCCGGGCUGUUGGAGGAGGAAAUCGAUGAGAUGGGCUUUGUGCUCUACAGGGCCAUGUCUGAGCCAGAGCUCCUGCUGGAGUGACCAGUGCGUCGGGAGCUCCCGGAUGUGGGAUGUUCCUCACCCGCCUGCUGCUCCCUGCUGUGAGGGCUGCCAUGCUUCUAGUUGACUAGUCAGUAAGAGGCAAAGUUCUUGCACUUUAUGAGAAAAAAAA
Lepidothrix coronata (blue-crowned manakin) is the source of this 1525-nucleotide messenger RNA. It is a transcript of the gene MIEF2, whose product is annotated as mitochondrial elongation factor 2. NCBI's taxonomy places the organism in Eukaryota, Metazoa, Chordata, Aves, Passeriformes, Pipridae. Gene Ontology annotation, cellular component: mitochondrial outer membrane. Gene Ontology annotation, biological process: mitochondrion organization; positive regulation of mitochondrial fission. The record is from RefSeq and is a predicted model, not a curated record. The transcript is spliced from 3 exons. Bases 1 to 1395 code for a protein of 464 amino acids.